Pyrenophora tritici-repentis Pt-1C-BFP is the source of this 3021-nucleotide messenger RNA. RefSeq lists its product as uncharacterized. NCBI's taxonomy places the organism in Eukaryota, Fungi, Ascomycota, Dothideomycetes, Pleosporales, Pleosporaceae. Gene Ontology annotation, biological process: endoplasmic reticulum to Golgi vesicle-mediated transport; transcytosis; intracellular protein transport. Gene Ontology annotation, cellular component: ER to Golgi transport vesicle membrane; Golgi stack; endoplasmic reticulum. The record is from RefSeq and is a predicted model, not a curated record.
AUGAUGCGAGUUCUCGAGGCCAAUGCGCCUCCCAAGCAGACAGCCACCGACACCAUCAGCACCCUGAGUGGCAGACUGACGAGCGCAACCCUCCUCGAAGACCGCCGCGCUGCUAUUCUCGGCCUCCGCAGCUUUGCAAAAGAAUACCCAGCUUCGGUUGCAUCUGGUGCUCUACGUGGGCUUAUUGCUUCUCUCACGAAAGAUGGAGAGGACGUGGACACGCUCAAGGUGGUGCUGGAGACACUGCUCAUGCUCUUUCACCCAGACGAACAAAGUCCCGAAGCUUCAGAAGAAAUAGAACUCUGGCUAGCAGAUCAAUUCUCACAACGACAAGACAAUAUAACCCUCCUCGUCGACCUCCUAGAGAAGCCAGACUUCUACGCCCGUCUAUACUCUUUGCAACUUAUUCGCGCCAUAUCCCAAGCGCGACCCCAAAGAACCCAGGAAUGCGUACUCACCGCGCCCGGAGGCAUCGAACGCCUCGUAGAUACCCUUGACGACCCCCGCGAUGCCGUUCGCAACGAAGCCCUUGUCGUACUCACCGAAUUGUCGCGAACAUCUCCCGAACUACAGAAGCUCUUCGUCUUCGAGGAUGCCUUUACUAAGGUCUUCAACAUGAUACAUGCCGAUGGCGGCCUCACACAGGGCGGUAUGGUGGUGCAAGACUGUCUGAAUCUAUUGGCUGCCCUCAUACGCUCCAAUGUGUCGAAUCAGACCAACAUUAGGGAAAUGGGACAUGUUGCGCGGUUCGCGGCUCUCUUGCCAGGCGGCAAGAAACCGAAGAAGGCGCGCACGGCUGCAGAACAGGAAGAUGACUGGGUCAGUCCGCAAAGUGACAAAAACAUCUGGGGGCUGUUGGCCAUUAUGCGCAUGUUCCUAGUCAAAGGAAACCCAGGCACACUGCAAAAUCAGAAUGUCUUCCAGCAGAACGGCCUCGUCCGUCAACUCCUGAACAUCGCUUUUGAUCCUGCCACAGCCAUGCCCAUCAAGAUCGAGGCACUCAAUACCUGUGCUGACCUAAUUAGAGGCAACGCUCGUCUACAAGAAGGAUUUGCCCAGGAACAGGUCAGGCCAAUAGUUGAAUCCGCCACAAACGGUCUUGUCUCUCCCAACAGUGUGGCCUCGGUAUACGUUAUCGAAGCGCUCCUCAAUCUCGUCCUCUCCCCAGCCCCAAAUGAACUCUUUGACUUGCGUAAUGCUGGAUGCGAGUGCAUCAAAGCCUACUUCUACAACCAUGUACAGAUCCAAGAACAUUUCCUGAACCGAGCCAUAGGAGGCCAUGAAGGUGGUGACGAAACAGCAAAUGCUCUGACCAUCCUCAUGGGCGGACCACAAGUUCCUCCCACCGGCGACCCCUACAGAAUCUGGUUCGCAGCCAAUCUCAUUUACCACCUCAUCUUCGACGACUAUCAAGCAAAGGAGACCUUGAUGCAAGUCAAAGAAGGAGAUGCCGAAAGCGGUGAAGAGGUCGUCACGUGCAUACAGACUCUUACCGCAAAUCUCAUCGCAAGUCUACAACUCGGUGAGGAUGAACGCAUAUCAAUCGCAUAUCUUAUGCUUUUGCUAGGCUGGCUGUUUGAGGAUGCUGCCGCAGUAGAUGACUUUCUGGCCGAGGCGAGUAGCUUGCAAAGUUUGGUACAGGCCGUUUUGACACCUGGCGAAGAUCGAGUCUUGAUUCGCGGUCUCUGUGCAGCACUACUGGGUGUUGUGUACGAGUUCUCAACAAGGGACUCACCUGUGCCACGACGGGAGCUUCAACCGGUUCUGACAUCAAAGCUCGGCCGCGACAAGUACCUCGACGCUAUCACGGGACUUCGACAUCAUCCGCUUGUGCGCGACUUUGAGGUCCUCCCACGUAACAGUGGCAGUGGUGGCAGCUUGCCUGAUGUCUUUUUCGAUGAAGCUUUCAUUGAUUUCCUCAAGGAUAACUUUAGUCGCUUAUCUCGAGCGAUCGACCGCAAUCCCAACAUAGAACAGCAUCAUUCGCAUGAUGGUGUUGACCGGGAUGUAGUUGAUGCACUGCGCGGCGAAAGAGACGAGAAGGAGCAGACCAUACAAGAGCUCAAGGCACAGUUGAUGACCCUGGAACAGAAGAUCGACCAGGAGCAGGCUGAGCAUCGCAAAACUCAGCAAUCAGCCGAAGAACAACGCAGCACACUCAAGCGUAUCAACGAUAAGCUACAUGAGGAUCUUGACAAAGAAGUCGCAAAAAGAGACCGCGAGUUCCGACAGGCCAUGUUAGAGACGGAGAACAGAUAUAACCUACAGAUCGUGGCACUCAACAACAAGGUCCAACAAGCGAGCAAAGAUGCCAAUCUUGCCGUCUCCAAGGUCCGGCAAGAAUACGACGAACAGCUGCACGGUUCGAACAGGGCACGUGAUGAGCUAGAGAAGCGACUGGCUGUUUCAGACAAAGCUCGUCAAGAGGCAGUGGCAACAAUUCGUAGCCUAGAGGAAAUGCUGCAACAAACGCGCAUUGAAGUGGCUACCAUUACGGAAACUCUAAGUAAUGCACAGUCACAUGUACAGAACAGCGAGGCGCAGCUGAAGCAGCUUCAAGAAGAAAAAGAAUCACAGAUACAACUACUCAGAGAAGAGAAGGAAGCGCAACUCAAGCAGUCCAAAUUGGAGAAGGAUAAUCUCCAGUCGACCAUCGACAAACUCAAAGAAGAGGUCCAAGAGCUCAAGACAAAAGCGCAAGACCAGAUAUGGAAGGUCAAGGACGCAGAAGAGAAGCUGCGCAAAGCCGAAGCGGCAGCAGUCACCAAGUCGGCCAAAGAAAAGGCAAUCACGGAUCUCCAGGAGAAGCUACGUAAAGCGGUUGAGAGCGAGAAGGAAAAGACUACUGAGCUUGAGGAUUUGAUUUUGGUACUCAGUGAUCUUGAGGAGAAGAGGAGCAAGGACAAGGAACGUCUCAAAGCCCUUGGAGAAGAGGUCUCCGAUGACGAGGAUGAAGACGACGAAGAUGAUGAAGAUGAAGAAGAAGAAGAAAAUGACGAUGAAGAGGAAGAUGACAAGUAG